AUGGAUGUCGAGGUGCCCGCUGAUUCUCCGGUUGUUCAAAAUGGAGUUAUACUUGAAAAAGAAGAACUUAUGAAAGAUGCAAAAGACGAUAGAAGGACAAAUUGGAGACUUAUCACAAUUGCUGGAAUUGUUUCUUGUUUGAACGCCGUUGAAAAUUCAGUAGUCGGUAUUGGAGAAUGGCCAUACAUGAAAGAGAUAGAUGAAGAUGCUACUGCUCAAUUUUUUGGGUUUGCUACUUCAGCUUCAAAGUGUGGUCAUGCCGUUUUUGCCCUGAUAUUUUCGAUUUGGAGUUACAAGACACAAUCUGUCAGAAUACCUCUUCUUGCUAGCCGUUUUAUUGCCAUUAUUGCAUGUACGAUUUACCUGAGCAUUGAAUAUGUUGAAACCGAUAAAAGAUACGUUUUGAUGUCGGUUUAUGUAUUUUUAGGAAUUGCCAACAGUGGAGGUACAGUACUUCGUGGUUAUAUUACAUUGUGCUCUUCAAAUGAAGAUCGGCCCCGUGCAUUUGCAACUCUUGGGUUAUCGUUUAUUUUUUCGAUUAUAGUGGGACCAACUAUCCAACUAAUCUUCACUGAAUUCCCAUAUCCUGGAUACGAAAUUCUACCCGGAAUUCGUUUCCAUUUGUAUUCGGCUCCAAUUUGGAUUUCAUUUAUUUUGACUAUACUCACUGUAUUCGUCAUUUACGUUUUCAUGGAGGACAUCACCAGAGAAAAAUCAAAGAAGCUGAGACAAAGUGAUUCCCAAGCCAGUUUCUCCAUGGAAAAGCUAAGAGCUGCUUAUCAAAAAAUGAAAAAGAGCAAUUUGGAUUGGAAGCUGAUCGGAGUUUGUUUCUUCGUUAAAGUUGCCGUUACUUUUUCUCAUGCUACACUCAGCACUAUUGGUUCAAUUUUAUACAUGGUUCAAUUUGGCUGGGAUGGAAAAACCACUGUUCAAGUUGGUUCCAUCACAAUGGUUAUUUUCGGAAUCAUGUCUUCCACUGUACUUUUGCUCUACAUUUUUUGUCAUCUUGGAAAAAUAAUCCCACAACACAAAAUGUUCCUCUUCUGUACAAUAGCCUUUGGACUCGUCUAUAUCAUUACAUACCCUUAUGAGUUUUCCAGCACUCCAGUUGCUAGAUAUAAUGAAACUACCCGUUCCGGUUGUGAUCCUAGAGAAUAUUCCUGGUGUUUCACUGCUCUGGCUGUCAAUCCAAUAUGGUACUUGACCAUCACCAUUUUAGUUGCUGGGCCCGCUAUACCUACAAUGAGUACAUCUCUGGAUACUGUGUACUCUAGAAUUCUAGGAAAUAUUGAUCAGUCAAUUGCUCAUGGUGCAAUGACUGUAGUCGAUGAUGUUCUCUACAUGAUCACUCCCAUUUUCACAACAACAUUGUUCACACUAUACGGUGUUGGUCCAUUGUGGAUUAUCAAAACAUUGGUAUUCGCUAUAAUUGCAUUAACCUGGAUGUUAAAUUUCAAAAAGAUAGAACAGCAUUUGUAUUGA
Messenger RNA from Caenorhabditis briggsae, 1482 nucleotides. It is a transcript of the gene Cbr-srsx-34, whose product is annotated as Protein CBR-SRSX-34. The coding region runs from base 1 to 1482 and encodes 493 amino acids. Gene Ontology annotation, cellular component: lysosomal membrane. Gene Ontology annotation, biological process: transmembrane transport. Lineage: Eukaryota; Metazoa; Nematoda; Chromadorea; Rhabditida; Rhabditidae. The transcript is spliced from 10 exons. The record is from RefSeq and is a predicted model, not a curated record. Gene Ontology annotation, molecular function: transmembrane transporter activity.